ACCACCGUGUGUGAGAAGAUCAUGGAGCUGCUGGGCCAGAACGAAGUGGACCACCGGCAGCGCAAGCUGGUCAUCCUGAGCCAGGACCGCUUCUACAAGGUCCUGACCGCCGAGCAGAAGGCCAAGGCCCUGAAGGGCCAGUACAACUUCGACCACCCAGACGCUUUCGAUAACGACUUGAUGCACAGGACUCUGACAAGCAUCGUGGAGGGCAGAGCCGUGGAGGUCCCGAGCUAUGACUUUGUGACCCACUCGAGGUUGCCGGAGACCACGGUGGUGUACCCCGCAGAUGUGGUGCUCUUCGAGGGCAUCCUGGUGUUCUACAGCCAGGAGAUCCGGGACAUGUUCCACCUGCGCCUCUUCGUGGACACGGACUCUGACGUGAGGCUGUCUCGGAGGGUUCUGCGGGACGUGCACCGAGGGCGGGACCUGGAGCAGAUUCUGAGCCAGUACACCACCUUCGUGAAGCCAGCCUUUGAGGAGUUCUGCCUGCCGACAAAGAAAUACGCUGAUGUGAUCAUCCCUCGCGGGGUCGACAACAUGGUCGCCAUCAACCUGAUAGUGCAGCACAUCCAGGACAUCCUCAACGGCGACCUCUGCAAGCGGCACCGGGGCGGGACCAACGGGCGCAACCACAAGAGGACCUUCCCCGAGCCAGGGGACCACCCCGGGGUGCUGGCCUCUGGCAAGCGGUCACACCUGGAGUCCAGCAGCAGACCCCACUGAUCGCCCUGGGCAGGUGGCCCCACCAGGCCAGCCACUGGGCCUGGGGACACCCUGCCCUUGGAAGCACAGAGGCCACAGCCUCUGGCGGGUCCUGGUGGUGUUGGGACCAGGUAUCUUCACGAGGAGGGUGCAGUCUGGGUCACGGAGGCAGCCUCCGGCUUCCCGCUUCCUUGGAAGAGGAGGUCGGCAUCCCUGGGCCCCGGAAGCACCAGGGUGCGUGUGGGAAGCCUGUGGCGCCUGCUUCCUGCAGAAAUGUGAAUCUUGUACUUUGGGGAAAGUGGAAGCGGCCUGGCCACUGGCUGGCCUGGUGAUUUUGGACAGCAAACGCACAGCAAGAGAUCGGUUUCCCGUAUGGUCUGUGCCUACAGGCACAUCACCGAGACACGCUGAGACACACGUGUCCUGCUGUUUCACUCUGUCCCAUAGCACAAGGCCGGCUGUGACCCGUAAGCCAUGGUCCCUGCGCUGCUCCGGGCUGUGGCUCGGCCCACAAGCAAAGAGGCAGGAGUCCGGGGUGGCCGGCAUUUCUGCCUCGAGCAGCCCACUCAGACGCGGGCCCCAGCCCAGGCUGCCCCUGUGGGCCCCUGCCAAGAGCCAGCUCACAGCCUUGCCACAGUCCUGCCUGUUGUCCAGGUUUUCGUCCAUCCGUCCCGUGAUGGCCCUCUUGAAGUGUCCUUUGCCGUUGGAGCUCUCUGUGGCAAACACCUGGGGCUUCUCACCGUGGCUAUGCAGCCGCACUGGGGCUGCUCUGUGAGUCUUGGCACGGAUGAGCCUAAAUUAAUAAACAAUUCUACAUACGAAA
Chinchilla lanigera (long-tailed chinchilla) is the source of this 1528-nucleotide messenger RNA. RefSeq names its product uridine-cytidine kinase 1 (gene Uck1). The record is from RefSeq and is a predicted model, not a curated record. Gene Ontology annotation, cellular component: cytoplasm; cytosol. Gene Ontology annotation, molecular function: ATP binding; kinase activity. NCBI's taxonomy places the organism in Eukaryota, Metazoa, Chordata, Mammalia, Rodentia, Chinchillidae.